Alosa alosa (allis shad) is the source of this 5120-nucleotide messenger RNA. RefSeq names its product ribosomal protein S6 kinase polypeptide 1 (gene rps6kc1). Gene Ontology annotation, biological process: protein phosphorylation. Gene Ontology annotation, molecular function: ATP binding; phosphatidylinositol binding; protein kinase activity. The record is from RefSeq and is a predicted model, not a curated record. Gene Ontology annotation, cellular component: early endosome. NCBI's taxonomy places the organism in Eukaryota, Metazoa, Chordata, Actinopteri, Clupeiformes, Clupeidae.
UUUAAAAAUACUGGCAAUGUUUGGACCCCUGAUUAAGUUGAAUACUCAAAUCAUUGUAGAUGGUUGAAAAAUCGCCGUCUGAAUCAAUGUCGACAUGCUUAGAAUCAGGUAAUCAACAACAGUAGCCUAGUACAUGAAGCGAGAGGAGGGCGCGUUAAGGGCGGGACAUCCUGUCUCAUUAUCAAACCAGUCCAGCGGUUUCGUUUCUCUGCUGUCAUGAAUCCAGUGCUAGGAGAACCAGAGAAUGGGAUUGUAGCAAGCUACCGAGCGGCUAUGUCCCAAUCAGGAUGAUAUCGCAGAGGGAAAAGGGUGAACUUGCUCGAUUCUACACUGUUACGGACCCCAGAAAGCACGAGAAAGGAUAUACCGUUUACAAAGUCACAGCAAGGAUCAUCUCCCGUAAAAACCCCGAAGACGUCCAAGAGAUCACUGUGUGGAAGAGGUACAACGACUUCCGGAAGCUUCAUCGAGACCUCUGGCAGAUCCACAGGAACCUCUUCCGCCACUCUGAGCUCUUCCCACCCUUCGCCAAGGCCAAAGUCUUCGGUCGUUUUGAUGACUCUGUGAUCGAGGAGAGGAGGCAGUGUUCAGAGGACCUGCUGCAGUUCAGUGCAAACAUCCCAGCACUUUACAGCAGUCAACACAUCGAGGACUUCUUCAAGGACGGAGAGGUCCAGGACGGCUCGGAACUCAUCGGGCCCGCAGAGCCUUUUUCCGACUUCCUUGCUGACAGCCUAUCAGAUUGCAGCUCUGAAGUCCAGAGAGACAUCGGUGGAGUGGAUGACCUGACCGUCACCAGUCAGUCGGAGUAUGGAGGCCCGUCCAGUGAGAGCGAUCUGAUCUCCCUGCUGGUGGACGGAGACUCUCUUGCCGAGUUGGACGAUGGAAUGGCCUCAGGCAGUGAGUCACCCAAUCACGUGGCAGCUCCGGGCUGUGGCCCCGCCCCCUCGGCCCAGCUGAGAGAGGCUCCCCCAAUCAGGAGCGAGCCCGAGGCGAGUGGGCGGGCCUCCGGGCGGACGGGCGGUCUCUUCCCCAGCGCGCUGAAGAGGAGGCGGGACUACCUGGACAGGGCAGGAGAGCUCAUCCGAUUGGCCGCUCACAACGAGGCCCAGGGCCACGUGCAGGCCGCACUCACACACUACAGGGGCGGAGUGGACCUGCUGUUACAGGGAGUACAGGGUGAGGUCAGUCCGAGCCGUAGAGAGGCAGUGAAGAGGAAGACGGCAGAGUAUCUGAUGCGUGCUGAGCAACUGACCAAUCAGCACGCUCAUCUCAACGACAUCAUGGGACAGAGUUCAACGCAUAGUGCGGUGUUGGGAUCUCAGUGUUGUCGACCCAGCUGGAGUCAGCAGACUCAGAGUGAUGACCUCAACAACUACAGAGUCCUCGGGGUCAUCGACAAGGUUCUUUUGGUGAUGGACAAGCGCACUCAGGAGACGUUUAUUUUAAAGGGUCUGAGGAAGAGUAGUGAAUGAAGCGUGAGGAAGACCAUCCUGCCCCAUGACGUGCCGCACAUGGUGCGCCUCAGGAAGUUCAUUGUGGCCGAGGACUCCAUCUUCCUCCUCAUUAGGUGGGAAGCUGUGGUCCCACAUCGUGAGCCUGCGCGCUUGUUUCAGUGCAACGAGGCUGUGACAUCCCCUUCAUACAAGUCCCUGGGCGUGCCCUGUGGGCCCCUGGCUGUACAAGCAGCUCGGACAGCGGACUCAGUGGGCCCAGGGGCCCUCGCCGGCCCCUCCACCUUCCAGCCCCAGGGGCCCAGCCUGCUGCUGCGAACCAAGCUGUUGCUUAGCAACGACAGCCUGUCAUCGCCCGCGGGGCAGGACGUGUGUUUGUUCUUCGCGGACGAGGGCGGGGAGCGAGGGGGCGACGUGUUCGCUCAGCCCCUUGAGCCGGUCAGCGCGUCCGUCGGCUCCAAACGCACGCCCAUGGAGUUCUUCCGCAUCGACAGCAAGGACAGCGCCAGCGAGGUCCUCCUCCUCCACGACCCCGGCCACGACCUGUCCACCUCGGACCUGGGCUCCGAGGUCACGGAGUCGCUGCUGGACCUGGCCGAGGUGGUGGAGGUCAAGGGUCACCUUGCGGACCUGUGGCGCUUCGACAGCGAUCGGGCCUCCAACGAGUCGGUGCCGGUCAUCUCCUUCACGGAAGCGGUGGUGGGGGGAACGGGGUCGGCCGGAGGGGCGGGGCCUCCCGACCUGCUGGUCAACCUGCCCGGGGUGGGGGGGGGCGCCGACCCUCUGGAGGAGGAGCUGGUCGCAGCUGGCGUCGCCAUGGCGAUCGAGCCCAAGCCCUCGCCCAAGCGUGGCCAGCCGGAUGUGCUGCUGCUGGACCACGACAUGGGCCAGGAGGCCGACCCUGAUUGGUCGCUGGAGCAGGACGCGCUGUCGUCCUCGGCUUACUCCACCCAGAACUCUACGGGGGGCUCGUGCUGCAGCCCGCCCUCCAGAGCCAAGAUGGCCGCCAGCUCCAACCCUGUGGACUUCCUCCAGCAACCAGGCUCGGCUAGCCUCCCGGGCUCCAGCGAUAAUCCCUUCGCGGACGCCAGCGAAGCGUCGGGGCGGUUUGAUCCCGGCUCUGACCCGGCGCCUCUGUGCCUGUGUGGGGGUGCGGAGAUGGAGGCUCUGAAAGCGGUCCUCGAGGCAGUGCGAAGCGUUGUGUGGACCAGGCGGGCAGUGUCGCAGCUGUUCCGUGAGCUGGACGAGCUGAGCAAGGCGGCCGCUCAGGUGCGCAUACCUGAGGAGUUUGUGCGCGGCUGGGCUGUGGAGAUGGUGAGCGCGCUGGACACACUGCACCAGCAGGGCCUCAUCUGCAGAGACCUGAACCCCAGCAACCUGCUGCUCACCGACACAGGUCACAUCCAGCUGACGUUCUUCUGCAGCUGGAGCGGCGGUGGAGUGUGUAGACUGUCUCUCCUCAACAUGUACUGCAGCCCAGAGGUGGGUGGGAUCGGUGAGGAGACGGUGGCCUGUGAUUGGUGGAGCCUGGGGGCCAUUCUGUUUGAGCUGCUAACAGGAAAGUCGCUGCACCAGUGCCAUCCAGCAGGAAUCAGCAGACACACGUUCCUGAGCAUCCCUGAGUUUGUGUCCGAGGAGGCGCGCUCUCUACUGCAACAGCUUCUCCAGUACAACCCUGCAGAGAGAUUGGGAGCAGGAGGAUCAGGAGCCGAAGACAUCAAAUCACACCCAUUCUUCAGCUGCGUCACCUGGCCCACAUAAUCACACACACACACACACACACACAUCAAAUCACACCCAUUCUUCAGCUGCGUCACCUGGCCCACAUAAUCACACCCACACACACACACACACACACACACACACACACACACACACACACAGAUAUAUACACACACACACACACACACUCACACACACAUAGAUAUACAAACACAGACACACACACACACACUCACUCACACACACACACUCGCACUCACACACACACACACACUCGCACUCACACACACACAAACACACAGUAAGAACAAAGGGAUAAGCUCCAGUUCCUCUUUCUGGACCAAUCAGCAGUGAAAACACUCCUGUUACACACCUGUGUGCUCCCACCCAUCAUCUCCGUGAGUGUGUGUGUGUGUGAGAGAGACACAGAGGGUAAUGAAGAGAAUUUGCCCCCGCAGUAAUGCUCCAAGUGGCGUGCUUGCGUGCGUGCGUGCGUUAGGGAUUUGAUCUCUGGAAAAAUGCCACGCAAUAUGAGGACCUGGUCAACAGUGCUCAACAGCCAAUCAGAUGAGAGUAUGACCAAACCCAGCCGGAGCUGAACCUACAACAGCCAAUGAGAUGACUGAGUACUGACAACUGGACAGAACGGAGUAUGAAACAGCCAAUCACACAAGAGAGUGGGAAUGGACCAGUGGUCCUCCACUCUUGCCCAAUCAGCACACCACAGUGGCACUGACCCCACCCCCACCUGUCCUCCUAUUGGCCAGAACAGACUUAGUAGCCAAUCAGAGGACUCUGCCUAUCUGUCAGUCAAAAGUAUCUGAAGAGCAGAGCCAGACUCAACAGUGACCAAGGACUAGAACACCCCCUGAUCCUUGCAUGCUCAAAUGCUAUUUUAUCAUAAAGUGUGUGUGAGUGAGUGUGUGAGUGUGUGAGUGAGUGUGUGAGUGUGUGAGUGAGUGUUCAAGGGUUACAUGCAACACUGUGCCGAUGCCAAAUGAGGUGGGAAGCACAGCUGACGAUAGAAGAGAGGAGGCCAGUGCAGUAGCCAUCACUGCCCCAGCUGACCUGAACAAGUGUGUGUGUGUUCACUGCCCCAGCUGACCUGAACAAGUGUGUGUGUGUUCACUGCCCCAGCUGACCUGUGUGUGUGUGUGUUCACUGCCCCAGCUGACCUGUGUGUGUGUGUGUUCACUGCCCCAGCUGACCUGUGUGUGUGUGUGUUCACUGCCUCAGCUGAACAAGUGAGUUUGUGAGACAUCAUAUGAUGGCUGGUUGAGUUAUAAUGGCAGACUACAGUCGUGUGUGUUUAUAGAAGAACAUGUGUUUUAAAAGAGAAGUGUGUGUGUAAAGAACAGAUAUUAAAGAGAAGUGUGUGUGUAAAGAACAGAUAUUAAAGAGAAUUAAUGUUUUUAUUUUGUUUUUUAUUUUCAUUUCCUGAAAGUCCUGACUUCAUGACUGCUGGUGUUUUGUAUGAGAGAGUCCAACUUAAUGAUGUACUUAUUAAUGAUAUGUUAAUAAUAUGUCAAUGAUAUGUUAAUGAUGUACUUAUUAAUGAUGUGUUAAUGAUGUACUUAUUUAAAACAUUCAUGCCAUUGCUAUCAUGCAGCACAUGAAGAAAUGUUUGCACCUGUGGAAUAAUAUGAUAUAAUAUAAUAUAAUAUGCAUUCUAAACACAGAUGUGGUCCCAGUGUUGUCCACACACACACACACACACACACACACACACAUACAUACACUCGUGUUGAUGCAUUCCCCCGGUGCUGUCAUGUCUGUCUCUGUACACACACACACACACACUCCACACUGCGGUGGCUGGUUGUGUUGUCCGUCUGCGCACACACACACACACACACACACACACACACACACACACACACACACACAGACCCUGUUGGUCUGGCCCCCGUCUCAAUAAAACAACUCUGUGUUCGCCCCCUUUCA